This is a messenger RNA of Capra hircus (goat), 2622 nucleotides long. RefSeq names its product GH3 domain containing (gene GHDC). Gene Ontology annotation, cellular component: cytoplasm. NCBI's taxonomy places the organism in Eukaryota, Metazoa, Chordata, Mammalia, Artiodactyla, Bovidae. The record is from RefSeq and is a predicted model, not a curated record. The transcript is spliced from 9 exons. Bases 212 to 2047 code for a protein of 611 amino acids. Gene Ontology annotation, molecular function: acid-amino acid ligase activity.
UCCCCUUAAAGCCUGGGCUCCAUCUUUCUGGCUAGCUGUGUACUGAGGCUGUUCCAGAGCCUUGAGGGGCCCUUGGGUGCCGGGCAGAGGCUCAAGUGGGCUGCGACAGGUGGGGCAAGGGUAUGGGGCUCAAAGCAGCUGACUGAGUGCCCCAGGGCCAGACAGCUAACCAGGGGUAGAGCCAGGAUCCAAACUCAGGAGCUGCUUGGAGAUGCUGCUGCUGCUGCUGCUGACGACCCUGUUGCUGCUGCUGCCACUAGCCAUGCUCCUGUGGCGGCCGCGGUCCCAGGAUGCCAGGCAGUCCUGGCUUGUCCGCCUCCAGCACCGUGUGGCGUGGGGGGCCCUGUGCUGGGCAGCCGCCUGGCAGCAGAAGAGACUAGCGCAGAGCACGUUGCACGCGGGCCAGAGCCAGCAGCAGGCCCUGAGGCGGUGUCUGCGCAGAGCCCAGGGUCCCCACUGUCCCCUCAGAGGGAGCACAGAUAUAAGCACCUUCCGGAAUCAUCUCCCUCUGACCAAGGCCAGCCAGGCCCAGGAGGAAGAAAGUGGCGAGCAGCCCUUGCCCCCCACCUCAAACCGGUACCAUGGUGAGGCCUCUCUGCAGGCCACCUUGCUGGGUCUGGCAGCCCUAAACAAGGCCUACCCGGAAGUGCUGGCUCCAGGAGGCACGGCUCGUGUAACUGCUUCCUCCCCUUGGCCCUACCCCCUCCCUUGGCCUUGGCAUGCCCUGGGCCAGGUGAGCCCCCCUGGAGCCAAGGACCCAAGGAUCCUGCUCCUGGAGGCACUGAGGUCCCCAGGGCUGCGGGCUCUGGAAGCUGGGACGGCAGCAGAGCUCCUAGAUGUCUUCUUGGACCUGGAGGCCCAUGGGGAAGAGCUGGCUGCGGCCAUCGCUGCCGGGAACCCAGGAGCACCUCUCCCCAGACGGGCAGCCGAGCUGCGGGAGGCCCUGGAGCAGGGAACCCGAGGACUGGCCCUUCGGCUCUGGCCAAAACUGCAGGUGGUGGUGACUCUGGACGCAGGAGGCCAGGCUGAGGCUGUGGCUGCCCUGGGGGCCUUGUGGUGCCAAGGGCUCACCUUCUUCUCACCUGCUUACGCUGCUUCUGGAGGGGUGUUGGGCCUGAGUCUGUGGCCAGAGCAGCCCCAUGGCCUGUACCUUCUGCCCCCUGGAGCCCACUUUAUUGAGCUGCUCCCACUCAAGGAAGGAACUUGGGAAGAGGCUACCCCCGCUGUCCUGCUGGCUGAGGCCCAGAAGGGCAAGGAGUACGAGCUGGUAUUGACCAACCACGCCAGCCUCACCAGGUGCCGGCUCGGUGAUGUGGUACAGGUAGUGAGUGUCUACAAUCAGUGUCCGGUCGUCAAAUUCAUCUGCAGGCUGGGCCAGACCCUGAGUGUUCGAGGUGAAGUCACUGGUGAGGACGUGUUCUCUGAGGCCCUGGGCCGGGCCGUGGGGCAGUGGCCGGGGGCCAAGCUGUUGGACCAUGGCUGGGUGGAGAGCAGGAUUCUGGAUUCCUCUGAGGGCUCCGCUCCCCACUAUGAGGUAUUUGUGGCACUGAAGGGGCUGAGGAACUUGUCAGAGGAAAAUCGAGACAAGGUAAACCAGAGACAGGGACAGGAUACAACUGAAUGUCCCCUUCACUCUGCACACCGCCCCGUGCGCCAUGCGGAUGUGGGGGAGGGAGGAGAGCCUCCCUGGAGCUCUGGGAAGGGAGGGUUGAGCCCCACGGACACACGUGUACACAUGAAACUUCUAGCCACGCAUACCCUGGGCACAGCUGUGCGCGCCUCACCCACAUGCCGCCCAGCCCCACAUCAGCCUCACUUGAGCCGUUCUGUUCUCAGCUUGACCACUGCCUUCAGGAAACCUCCGCUCACUACAAGCACCUGCGGUUCCGGGGCAGCAUGGGCCCCGCCCAAGUCCACCUGGUGGGGCAGGGGGCCUUCAGGGAACUGCGGGCAGCCCUCGCUGCCUGCCCUUCGGCCCCUUUCCCUCCUGAGAUGCCCCGGGUCCUCAGGCACAAGUCCCUGGCCCAGUGCCUGCAGAGGAGGGUAGUGUCCUGAGCUGAGGCCUGCCCCUGGCCCCGUUCACCCCCAUGGGCUGCCUCGCUCUUUCUUCUGGGGCCCCUCUGGAUGUGGAGCCCUUGGCCAGGGUCUUCAUGUGUCAGCUGACAGCUGCCCACGAGAGCUGCUGCCCUUAGGGAGGCCCGACCUGGUCCAUCAGUUCCGAGGAGUUGACUUCAAGGACAGAGCAGACACCAGCAGCGCCCCGCCUAGAGCCCCCAGCCCACCCUAGAGGACAGGGGGAGUUCCAAUCCAUGCUGGCAAUGCCUGUGUUUCUCAGCCUGUGCACCAGGCAGGCUGGAAGUGUUGGAAGUUCAGGCUCCCAGGAAUGACCCUCAGCUGGCACGGAGCAGGGGCUGGUGACCACAGACCUCAGCUUUGUCAUCCCUCAGUAGAACAACUCUGAAGUGUAUUCUGUAGCAUCUCCCUCUGAGGGUCCCCACCAGUUGCCCGCAGUGGUAAACUUCUUGUUAACACGGUUCUUACUGGUUUUCUUCCUGUCUCUCCUGUCCCUCCUCCCACAUGCUUUCUAGGGUCACCUGCCAAAUAAACUUCUUACACCCAGAA